CUUAGAUGUACACUCUUUGUUUUGUUUAGAUCAGAAAUUUUCCAAUCUUUUUAGUAUAGAGAUGUUUUUUAUAAUUUGCUGUUUUGGGUCAGUAUUCAGUUGGCUUAACGCACCGAUUCAAGCGUUUUUGAGACCAGCUUUAUGGAUUCCAGGGCUUCGCUCUUUCCAUCGAAAAAAAGAGAGGUGGCAAUGGAAAGAAGAUCCUGAAUGCACUUUUAGAAGGGUCCGUGAAGCGUUAGCUGUGUUGGAAAUGCGGUUUUACGAACACUAUGGAUAUAGAAAUAUAAAAGUAGCUAAGGUAGAUGCUGACCAACUGUUUAUUCGAGCAUAUUUCUUAACACCGCGGAUGCAGUGGCUGGACGUAGUGGAGUUGCAAUUCGAAUGCGGUGAACAUUCUGGUACAAGUGUAAAGGCACAUUCGUUUUCUUCUGGAGUGCUUCCUGUUUGUAUUCCUUUUGCUUUUCUUCUAAACAUGCUUCUCUUUUUCUUUCCAUUCUCUGAUUGGGGACAGAAUAAGAAGCGUUUGUUGUUGAUCAGAAAAGUCGCUACCAUCGAACCAGAGAUCGAGUAUUUAUCAAAUUGUUGAUAUCCUUGUAUGCUUAAAUGGACACUAUGGUUUGUACAUUUACAUGGAAAUAAUAUAUGUUUUAUAUUUUCUACAUAAAGAUUAAAUAAUAUAAGAAUUUUACAUUAUUUUUUACCUAAUUUACAUUAUUUUUACUGGUUUUUAACGUGCUCCGUUUUGUGUUCAUUUUUCUAACAAAUAAUAUUUCUACUAUCGUCAAACCUUAAUAAAGAUUUUGUUUUGAUCUCUUUUUUGUGAACAUUUUCUAUACCAAGGAGACUUUUGGUUCAGUCAAAAGCUAGCCAGCGUUAUAAGAUUUCUGAUGUUCCAUAUGUAACAACUUUAUGAACGUUUAUUUGAAGUGUAUACAAUCUUUACACCGACUUAUAAUGUCGGCCAUACUUGUAGCAUGGUGUGAAAGUUACAGAUUGAGGUAUUUGUUGAUCAGAGAUUGACGGCGAUUGUUUAAAAAAUGACGCCGUUUGAGACCUGUGAAAGAAAAACGAUUCAUUAAAUAUUAGAAAUAUUUUAAAUUUUAAAGAACUUAUUUUUACAAUUAUUUUACGCAAAUUUUACCUAAGUUUUGAUAAUAUAAAGUAUAUAUGACAUAAUGAUAUAAUGAAGAAAGAAAUUCCAUUUUAAA
Molecule: messenger RNA, 1208 nt
Organism: Hydractinia symbiolongicarpus
Lineage: Eukaryota; Metazoa; Cnidaria; Hydrozoa; Anthoathecata; Hydractiniidae
Exons: 5
Coding region: 62-586 (174 amino acids)
Source: RefSeq, a predicted model, not a curated record